AAUGCUCAAGUUUCUUUCUCUCGGGAGUCUGGAAGUUUCACAGCAGAGAGCCAGCAGCAGUCCGUCACCCCAAAACUGUCUGUGAGCACUUUAAGACUAACUCAGACCCAUAUCUUACUGGAAUAUUAUCCUGCAGGAACACAAACAUGGGGAAAGGAUGCAUCACGGUCACCAAGUACUUUCUAUUCCUCUUUAACCUUCUCUUUUUCGUAUUUGGUGCAUUGAUCAUGAGCUUUGGCCUGUGGGUGCUCCUUGACAGCCAGAGCUUCAUAGCCGUUCUGCAGGAAUCAUCACACACGGUGAAAGUGGCCUCAUAUAUCCUCAUUGGAGUGGGUUCCCUGUCAAUGGCCAUGGGCUUCUUUGGCUGCAUCGGCGCCAUCUACGAGAUUCGAUGUCUGCUGGGUUUGUACUUCACCUGCCUUCUCCUCAUCCUCAUUGCUCAGGUCACUGCUGGAGUUCUCAUUUACUUCCAGAGAGAUCGGUUGAAAUACGAGAUGUCCAACAUCAUUAGAGACAUGAUGAUCAGCUACACGGGCCAGAACAGGACCACAGAACAGACCUGGGACUACAUUCAGAGGACGAUGAACUGCUGUGGAUGGACCAGUCCGGGCAACUGGUCGGAGAAUCUUUUGAUCAAGAACAGCACCCAGAAGCUCUUCCCGUGCUCCUGUCGCAACGAAUCCCUUCCUGGUCCUGAUCUGAAAGAAGGAGGCCUCUGCGAGUACAUGUCUUCAGAACCACCUAUCUAUGAAACGGGUUGUGUUAGCAGAGUGGAGAAAUGGCUGCUGGAGAACUUUGGAGUCAUUCUGGGGAUCUGUGUUGGUGUGGCAGUGGUGGAGCUCCUGGGGAUGAUCCUGUCCAUGUGUCUGUGCAAGAGCGUCGUCCAGGAGGAUUACACCAAAGUACCAAAGUACUGAGGAGGACAGAGCCAGUCUACGACUCUCUCUCUCACACACACACACAUACAGUGGUUUGCAAAAGUAUUCAUACCCCUUGAACUUUUCCAUAUUUUGU
Messenger RNA from Austrofundulus limnaeus, 1014 nucleotides. RefSeq names its product CD82 molecule b (gene cd82b). NCBI's taxonomy places the organism in Eukaryota, Metazoa, Chordata, Actinopteri, Cyprinodontiformes, Rivulidae. The coding region runs from base 147 to 917 and encodes 256 amino acids. The transcript has 9 exons. Gene Ontology annotation, cellular component: plasma membrane. The record is from RefSeq and is a predicted model, not a curated record.